AUGGAUCCCUCCAACCACAAAGACAUUCUAACUGAACAGCUCCUACACCUCGUCGACCAGUACGAGUCGCUUGCCAACACCUCGUUUAGAACCAACUUCAUCGAUGGUUUCCUUAACCUCAGCAGAGCCAACUUCAACGGUGGUGGUUUGCGGACCUAUGGCGUCAAAGACUUUGACCUCAGAUCAUAUUUGGCCUGUAAAAACAUCAAAUCCGGCCCAAAUCUCGAGCUUGAGGACUACCUCCAACGCCAGGAACUGAAGAAACACGACAAGGAACCCGAAUACACCAAAAAGGACCAAACCACAAAACAAAACCAAAACACCGCUGUGUCUUCGAGUGUCCACCGCUCAAAGAAUGAAAGUAUCAGCCACACGGAGGAGUUUGGAAACUCGCUAUACAAAGACCCAAUUAACCAAUUCGGUGCCCUCGUGCCGUACCAAUUGAGAGAAGCACAGGCGUCUUUCAACUUGGCCCUAAUAAAUUCGGUGGAAUUGGUAAACCUCCAGAACAAAAUCUCCAGCAUCAUCAGCCAGAUCGAACAAUUAUAA
Messenger RNA from Yamadazyma tenuis ATCC 10573, 549 nucleotides. It is a transcript of the gene VMA22, whose product is annotated as Vma22p. The record is from RefSeq and is a predicted model, not a curated record. Gene Ontology annotation, biological process: vacuolar proton-transporting V-type ATPase complex assembly. Gene Ontology annotation, cellular component: Vma12-Vma22 assembly complex. NCBI's taxonomy places the organism in Eukaryota, Fungi, Ascomycota, Pichiomycetes, Serinales, Debaryomycetaceae.